Saccharomyces kudriavzevii IFO 1802 is the source of this 903-nucleotide messenger RNA. Its product is annotated as integrase catalytic domain-containing protein. Bases 1 to 903 code for a protein of 300 amino acids. The record is from RefSeq and is a predicted model, not a curated record. Gene Ontology annotation, biological process: DNA integration. The transcript has a single exon. Gene Ontology annotation, molecular function: nucleic acid binding. NCBI's taxonomy places the organism in Eukaryota, Fungi, Ascomycota, Saccharomycetes, Saccharomycetales, Saccharomycetaceae.
AUGGAUAUCUUUGGUCCAGUAUCAAACUCGAACUCGGAUACGAAAAGAUACAUGUUUAUUAUGGUUGAUGAAAGUACAAGAUAUUGCAUCACCUCCACACAUUUUAACAGAAAUGCUGAAACUAUCUUAGCACAGAUCAAGAAGAAUAUUCAGUACGUGGAAUCUCAAUUUGACAGAAAAGUCAAAGAAAUCAAUUCAGAUCAAGGAAAUGAAUUUACAAAUGAUCAGAUAGAAAAACAUCUUGUUUCAAAAGGAAUACGUCAUAUAUUUUCCGCUUCACAAGAUCAUGCUGCCAACGGAAGAGCAGAAAGAUACAUCAGAACCAUCGUUACUGAUGCAACAACCUUGUUAAAACAUAGUAACUUACGUAUUAAAUUUUGGGAAUACGCAGUAACAUCUACUACCAAUGUACGAAAUUGUUUAGAAGACGAGACCACAGGUCAACUACCAUUAAAGGCGAUCUCUAGUCAACCUGUUAAAGUGAGAUUCAUGUCCUUCUUACCCUUCGGAGAACAAGGAAUAAUUUGGAAUCAUAAUCACAACAAACUAAAACCAUCAGGACUUAGUGCUAUAAUAUUAUGCAAAGAUCCUAAUAGUCAUGGAUACAAAUUUUUUGUACCAUCUAUUAAAAAAGUUGUCACUUCAGAUAAUUACACAAUUCCAGACUAUGCAGUGGAUUCAAUAUUAGGGAACACACAGAACAUAUACCUAGAUGAUCAAAGUAGAUCAGAUAUUUUCAAUGAAGCAGAAAACUCAGAUGCUGUUUCAAGGUUAUAUGAUGCAUUCGAAAAUUACGAAGAUGAUCAUAAACAGGUUACACUACUCACAGACUUGUUUACCACAGAAGAAUUAGCUCAGAUCGAAGUUAAUGCUAAAUAUUCAUCUCCUAGUGAUAAUCUAUAA